This is a messenger RNA of Pseudopodoces humilis (Tibetan ground-tit), 3354 nucleotides long. It is a transcript of the gene RNF150, whose product is annotated as ring finger protein 150. The record is from RefSeq and is a predicted model, not a curated record. Lineage: Eukaryota; Metazoa; Chordata; Aves; Passeriformes; Paridae.
CGCACACACGGACCAGCGGCGGCCGGGCGAGAGGGCGGGGGGGCCGGCAGAUGAAGAUGGCACUGUCUGUGAUCCAAGCGUGCCGCAGCCUGGCGCUCUCAACAUGGCUGCUGAGCUUUUGUUUCGUGCAUCUGCUGUGCCUGGACUUCACCGUGGCCGAGAAGGAGGAGUGGUACACGGCUUUCGUCAACAUCACCUACGCCGACCCGGCGGCUGGCAGCGCCGAGCUCCGCAGCGAGAAGAGCGAGUGCGGGCGCUACGGCGAGCAGUCGCCCAAACAGGACGCCCGCGGGCAGGUGGCCCUUUCCGCCUCGCCCGCCGACCGCUUCGCCUGCGACCCCGGCACCCGUUUCAACGCCCCGGCGCCGGGCAAGAGCUGGGUCGCCCUGAUCCCGCGGGGAAACUGCACCUACAAGGACAAGAUCCGCCACGCCGCCGCCCAGAACGCCUCCGCUGUCGUCAUCUAUAACGUGGGCUCCAGCAACGCCAACGAGACCAUCACCAUGCCCCACGCAGGCUUAGAAGAUGUUGUAGCAAUAAUGAUCCCUGAACCCAAAGGGAAAGAGAUAGUGAGCCUCCUGGAGAGGAACAUUACUGUGAUGAUGUACAUAACCAUUGGGACACGCAACCUGCAGAAGUACGUCAGCCGGACCUCGGUGGUGUUUGUCUCCAUCUCCUUCAUUGUGCUGAUGAUCAUCUCCUUGGCAUGGCUGGUCUUCUACUACAUCCAGAGAUUCCGCUACGCAAAUGCCAGAGACAGAAAUCAGCGCCGGCUUGGAGAUGCUGCGAAGAAAGCAAUCAGCAAGCUGCAAGUCAGGACGAUCAGGAAAGGUGAUAAGGAGACUGAGCCAGACUUUGAUAACUGUGCUGUUUGUAUCGAAGGCUACAAGCCCAAUGAUGUUGUCAGGAUAUUGCCUUGCAGGCAUCUUUUCCACAAGUCCUGUGUAGACCCCUGGCUGCUAGACCAUCGUACCUGCCCGAUGUGUAAAAUGAAUAUUCUAAAAGCUCUAGGGAUACCGCCAAAUGCAGAUUGCAUGGAUGAUAUACCUCCAGACUUGGAAGCAUCCAUAGGAGGACCACCAACCAACCAGAUCACAGGAGCCAGUGACAUAACUGUGAACGAGAGUUCAGUGGCCCUGGACCCUCCAGCCCGGACCAUGGGAGUGCUACAAGUCAUCCAAGACGCAGACUUCUUUCCCCAGACUGUUGAGGGUAACUUCACAACAAGCAAUGAACAGGAGCCAGCAGUCAGCAGUGAUUCAGAUAUUUCAUUGAUUAUGGCAAUGGAGGUUGGACUGUCCGAUGUGGAGCUCUCCACUGAUCAAGACUGCGAAGAGGUGAAAUCUUGAAAAACAGAGAUUCAACACUAAACUACAGGGGAGGGUCACAGGCAGGGACUCAGUCAGCUUUCUAGGAUUUGGACCAGUCAUGCACAUGCCUCCAGAGCACUGUCACUCCUGCACACUCCAUACUGAGAUGGUAAUGAAAAGCAAUAGCAACUGUUGUAUCUGCCUGGAUGUGGUUUCAUCAUCUACACACCUUCGUUUGGUUCACAUUGGAGAUGGAUACUUCCAGUUUACCCAUGUGCUUGAGAGCAGUCAUGGAACUGUCCAGGGAACUGUCAUUGCAACUGUAAUGACAACUUGAGUGUUUUCUACACUUGUUCAAUCAAAUUUUUGUUGGGUUUUUGAAAAGGCAUAUGUUUAUUUUAUUUGUUUGUUUGUUUGUUUAUAGUUUGUUAUGAUUGGACACUCUGUUUUUACUGACUGAUCCCAGCUUUUUCAAGAGUUCAGUCCAGAAAUCUGAACCUGUUCACUGGUCACUUCAUGACCUGACCAGGAUUUAUCAUUGCUUUGUUGUUUCUGCAUGAAUUACAUGUGGCUGGCUUCAGAAGAAUGAUGCACCAGCACCCUGCAUUAAUGUAACACCUGCUUUCAUUAAGUGGAAAGCUUGGAAGUAGUAUAUUCUGAAGGCUUUUAUUUGUAAGAGAGCUCUGAAUUAGCUGAAAUUUGGGUUAAAAUUACAUUAGUUUGUCUUUUACUUAGAGCUCUGUUCUAGACAAGUAUUGGGCAGUGUGAAGGAGAGAAAGAAAAGCUUAAAACAUCACUCCAUCCAUGUAGUCCUGUCCUGUAUUUUAUGCUGUUCACGGGUGUCAGUACAUUAGUGUCCUUCCUUCAAGUGACAAUUCAGUACCUGGAAAAAAAGAUCUAGCGUAACAUCAUUUCUUUCCUUAAUAUUACAGACCAAAAGCAGAUCAGUGGGCUAAAGGAGCAUCUGAGAGGUUUCCAGAGGCUGCCUAUUAACAGUUCUGCAUUAAGCGGGUGACAGUAUUCUUACAAAGGGUCUGGAGAUUCUGCUAUCAGUGUCACAAAUUGGUAAGGGAGCAAAAGGCAGUUGUUUGAAGUGUUUAAUUCCUGGUUUGCUUUGGGUCUUUUCCCUCAGUGGGUUUCAUUUCUUACUUUUUGACAGCAGUUUUUGUCUGCUUGUUAUCUAACAAAAGUUCAGGUGGUUUGUUGCCCUCCAGAGUCCCUGUCAAUGUUGUCAGAAGCAUAAUGGAAUAUUUGCAAUUUGUAUACAGAUGCAUAUACCAAAAUAUAAUGGGAAGGGAAUUUGAAAAUAAAAGAACAUAAAUCAAAACACCUAAAUAAUAAUGACCUGACAUAAUAAUUUAUUUCAUCCUGAGCUCUGCUUUCCAGGUAAGAAAGUUAAUUGUUCAGUGUAUGAUUUGGUUUUUCAGUCAAAAUACUCAGCUGUGAAGAAGCUUACUGUUACACAAGAGUACAUAGUUUCCAUUGAGAGUCAGAUGAUUUGAAUCAUGUUACUGUCUCCUGAGUCAGUCCACAGAAUCAACAUGUGGAUGUUGAACACAGAAUCAACAACUCUGCAUGAAAUUUCAUGCAGAGGUCAAACAUUUUGACUAGGCACUGUCAUGGUGGGGUCUCAAAAUGCAACUGUUAGGGCUCAUUGCAUUUAAUCUCCUUGCUGAUUUACUUGUCAAAUCUGAAAACCAGCUUCCAGACAAAAUUUCUCAGAUUUUAUUCAGGAACAAAUAUGUUCAGAACUACCCCUAAAAUUUUGGCUGACUUUCUUUUUUAGUAUAGAAAGAAGGAAAUAAUACUCUCCAUGCUCUUUUGUCCAUUUAGAACUAAUUAAAUAUUUAGUUUAGUUUUAGUUUAUGUUUUGUGUCCCUAAAUUGCAGGGUAAUCUUGAGGUAAAGGUUUUAAACUGACAGAGGGCAGAUUUAGAUUAGAGAUUAGAAAUAAGUUAUUACUGUGAUGAUGAUGAGGCACUGGAAGAGAUUGGCCAGAGAAGCUGUAGAUGCCCCAUCCCUGAAAGUGUUCAAGGCCAGUUUGG